UAGUUAACUUGCAGGGGAAAGUUUCCCUCCGCGGCCGGCCGCGGAUCCUGUGCGGGCGGGCGCGCAGAGGAAGGAAGAGCCGGGAGGAGGCGGAGCCGCGAGCGGCUCGGGCGGGCAGUUCUCUCAACUUUAGUUUUGGCGUCUGAGGCGAGUUUCUGUCUCAGUCGGGCGCAGCCGCCGCCGGGGAAAAGAAAGGGAGGAAGGAAGGAACAAGAAAAGGAAAUAAGAGAGAAAGGGGGAGGGGAAAGGCAACUAGCUGUCCGGCAUCCGUCAAGGGCGUGAAGGAAAAAAGUUCUCGGGCGCGCAGGUCCGGGUCUCUCGCAGCCCCUCCCGAAGCGCAGCCGCCAGACCAGUGGAGCCGGGGCGCAGGGCGGGGGCGGAGGCGCCGGGGCGGGGGAUGCGGGGCCGCGGCGCAGCCCCCCGGCGCUGAGAGCAAGGCGAGCGCCGCUCCCGCCGCCCAGCGCCGCCGGCCCGCCGCCCUCGCCGGUUCUCCCAUCUCGGCCCGUCGAGCCGGGGCGCCCGGGCGGAGCCCUCGCCCGCCUGAUCGGGGUGCGCGUCGGGGGAGGGAGAUACCAUGGAUCCCGGGCAGCAGCAGCCGCCGCCUCAGCCAGCCCCCCAGGGCCAAGGGCAGCCGCCCGCGCAGCCCCCCCAGGGGCAGGGCCCGCCGUCCGGGCCCGGGCAGCCGGCACCCCCGGGGUCCCAGGCGGCACCGCAGGCCCCCCCCGCCGGGCACCAGAUCGUGCACGUCCGGGGGGACUCGGAGACCGACCUGGAGGCGCUUUUCAACGCCGUCAUGAACCCCAAGACGGCCAACGUGCCCCAGACUGUGCCCAUGAGGCUCCGGAAGCUGCCUGACUCCUUCUUCAAGCCUCCAGAGCCCAAGUCCCACUCCCGACAGGCCAGUACUGAUGCAGGCACUGCAGGGGCCCUGACUCCACAGCAUGUUCGAGCUCAUUCCUCUCCAGCUUCCCUGCAGCUGGGAGCCGUAUCUCCUGGGACACUGACACCCACGGGAGUAGUCUCUGGCCCAGCAGCUACACCCACUGCUCAACACCUUAGACAGUCUUCUUUUGAGAUACCUGAUGACGUACCUCUGCCAGCGGGCUGGGAGAUGGCAAAGACAUCUUCUGGUCAGAGAUACUUCUUAAAUCACAUAGAUCAAACAACAACGUGGCAGGACCCCAGGAAGGCCAUGCUCUCCCAGAUGAACGUUACAUCCCCUACCACUCCACCAGUGCAGCAGAACAUGAUGAAUUCGGCCUCAGGUCCUCUUCCUGAUGGAUGGGAACAAGCCAUGACUCAGGAUGGAGAAAUAUACUAUAUAAACCAUAAGAACAAGACCACCUCUUGGCUAGACCCCAGGCUUGACCCUCGUUUUGGUAAAGCCAUGAACCAGAGAAUCAGUCAGAGUGCUCCAGUGAAACAGCCACCACCGCUGGCCCCCCAGAGCCCUCAGGGAGGAGUCAUGGGUGGUGGCAAUUCCAACCAGCAGCAACAGAUGCGGCUGCAGCAGUUGCAGAUGGAGAAAGAGAGGCUGCGACUGAAGCAGCAAGAACUGCUUCGGCAGGUGAGGCCACAGGCAAUGCGGAAUAUCAAUCCCAGCACAGCAAAUUCUCCAAAAUGUCAGGAAUUAGCUCUCCGUAGCCAGUUACCAACACUGGAGCAGGAUGGUGGGACUCAAAAUCCAGUAUCUUCUCCUGGGAUGUCUCAGGAAUUGAGAACAAUGACGACCAAUAGCUCAGAUCCCUUUCUUAACAGUGGCACCUAUCACUCUCGAGAUGAGAGCACAGACAGCGGACUAAGCAUGAGCAGCUACAGUGUCCCUCGGACCCCAGACGACUUCUUGAACAGUGUUGAUGAAAUGGAUACAGGUGACACUAUCAACCAAAGCACCCUACCCUCACAGCAGAACCGUUUCCCAGACUAUCUUGAAGCCAUUCCUGGGACAAAUGUGGACCUUGGAACACUGGAAGGAGAUGGAAUGAACAUAGAAGGAGAGGAGUUGAUGCCAAGCCUACAAGAAGCUUUGAGUUCUGACAUCCUUAAUGACAUGGAGUCUGUUUUGGCCGCCACCAAGCUAGAUAAAGAAAGCUUUCUUACAUGGUUAUAGAGCCCUCAGGUAGACUGAAUUCUAAAUCUGUGAAGGAUCUAAGGAGAUAUACCUGAAAUUUCCAUAUAAGCCGGUUGUGAUCUUCUGGCUAAUACAGAAAAAGAUGAACAAACGUCCAGCAAGAUUCUUUCAUCCACUAUUUUGCUCUUCCUUGUCCAUUGCUGCUGUUAAUAUAUUGCUGACCUCUUCCA
Molecule: messenger RNA, 2301 nt
Organism: Eubalaena glacialis (North Atlantic right whale)
Lineage: Eukaryota; Metazoa; Chordata; Mammalia; Artiodactyla; Balaenidae
Gene: YAP1
Product: Yes1 associated transcriptional regulator
Exons: 9
Coding region: 575-2110 (511 amino acids)
Biological process (GO): positive regulation of transcription by RNA polymerase II; hippo signaling
Cellular component (GO): cytoplasm; nucleus
Molecular function (GO): transcription coactivator activity; protein binding; transcription corepressor activity
Source: RefSeq, a predicted model, not a curated record